AUGAAACGAUGGCACUACAUAAGAGACAAAUGUUCAAUUCCUUGCGAUGAGUUUCUGCUGGCUAUUCGGUUCGUCUUGAAUUCCACAUAUUUUUCUUUUAACAACACAUUCUAUCAACAAACCUUCGGCACUCCUAUGGGCUCUCCACUAUCCCCGAUUAUUGCUGACAUAACAAUGCAGGACCUGGAAAUUAGAGCACUUGAGAUACUGCCAUUUGUUCCUCUAUUUUUUGUCAGAUACGUGGAUGACAUCGCGAUGUCGGUUCCCUCUUCGUUAAAAGCCGCCACUCUUAACACGUUCAAUUCGCUCCAUAAGAGACUACAGUUUACAAUAGAAGAGGGAGACGACAAACGCUUGAAUUUCCUCGAUACCACAAUAUGCGUUGUAGAUGAAUGUAUCGAAUUUGAUUGGUACCAUAAACCGACUUUCUCCGGCAGGUAUCUUAACUUUUCGUCGUCUCAUCCCGCUUGUCACAAACUGGGCACCAUCAAAUGCUUAACCGACCGUGCAUUAUUGUUAUCUCAUCCAAGAUGUCAUCGAAAGAACCUCAGAUUCGUGGUAGACGUUUUAUUAGAUAAUGGAUAUCCGCUCCCUCUCAUUUUCCAAACAAUAAGAGGGAGAUUAAAAACAAUAUGUAAAAAUCAAAAGUCUGGCUCCACUAAUACUAUCAACACACACACUAGUGACACUCAAAACGUAAAAAGAUUUUUCAAUAUCCCUUAUAUUCCAAAUGUUUCCGAAAAAUUCAGACACGUAGUUCAGGACCUCAACCUGAACCUAUCAUACACUGGUCUCCAUAAACUUAGAUGUUUCAUCAAAGUACAUAAAGAUCCGCUCCCAACGCUGUCACGUAGUAAUGUAGUGUACAAAAUUUCUUGCAAAGAUUGCAACGCUUCUUAUGUGGGCCAAACAGGUAGACUUUUAUCUACAAGAAUCAAUGAGCACCGUAAACAUAUAAAUAGGAACACCAAACAACUAUCAGUUAUCACAGAACAUAGACAUUCUGGCCACGAAUUUGAUUGGGGUGGGGUUGACAUCUUGGAUGAAGAACCAUUUCUCUAUAGGCGUCUCAUCUCGGAAAUGAUCUUCAUUAAGCGCCAAACGAAUAGUCUCAACGCACAGAACGACACGGAGCUCCUGGGUGACUUAUACAAUCUAAUCAUCCAGGAGCUUAGCCAAGUUUAA
Molecule: messenger RNA, 1185 nt
Organism: Vollenhovia emeryi
Lineage: Eukaryota; Metazoa; Arthropoda; Insecta; Hymenoptera; Formicidae
Exons: 1
Coding region: 1-1185 (394 amino acids)
Source: RefSeq, a predicted model, not a curated record